Molecule: messenger RNA, 966 nt
Organism: Theileria annulata
Lineage: Eukaryota; Apicomplexa; Aconoidasida; Piroplasmida; Theileriidae
Exons: 4
Coding region: 1-966 (321 amino acids)
Biological process (GO): protein insertion into ER membrane
Cellular component (GO): cytosol
Molecular function (GO): protein binding
Source: RefSeq, a predicted model, not a curated record
AUGUUGAGUAACGAGACUUUUUUGGCUAGAAUUGACUCCGAAAUUAAGGAGAAAAAGUUCUAUGAAUCUAUGCAACACAUUCUCACACUCAUUAAACGACUUGCUAUGAGAAAGAAAUAUGAGGAAUCUCUUGAAAUUCUAUACAAAUAUUCACUCACUUAUCUCGAUGAAAAGGAAUAUAUACUUGCUGGCGAAUUAAUGGAUGAAUAUACUAAAAUUUGCGAAUCUUAUAACAUUCCUCUCAACUCCAAUAUUCUAAAUCAACUUAUUACAGUUUUUCAAUUCCCCUACUCACACAUUCCACUCAACACUACAAAUAACACUAAUACCGCAAAUACUAUUGAUAAGAGUAAAUUGGAAGAAAUAAUGGUACUAUAUGUAAAAUAUAUGAAUCGAGCUAUAUUAUAUAGUAAGAGUGAGGGGGAACCUAACGGUAGUCCUGCUUUGCACAGGGUUUUGGGUGAGUAUUACUUCCACGUAAAACAGUACAAUAAGGCUCAGAGUAACUUGAUAUAUUCUCAAGAUGUUGAACUACUACUGAAGGUUAUUAAUGAGUGGAAGGCAGAAAGUGAUGAGGAUGACGGCGAUUUCUUUUACUUGAGGGCCGUUCUUAUGUUAUUAGCUGCCGGCGAUGUCUGUAAUGCCAAGUGUUUUUUAUAUUUAUUAGACUAUGAUUUAGAAGAUGCUGAGGUAACGGGUUAUAGCGGGGGAUUUCCGUUAUUACCUUCCCUAUUACCGUUACCGAUCCAGUUUGGGAAUUUAUUGAGUGAGAGUUGUGAAAAUGGGAACUUCGAACUUUUUAAGGAUGCGUGUGAAACAUACAAGGACUUGAUUGAACUUGACAAGGAAUACACACAGCUACUUAACAGGAUCAAGUCCAAUUAUUUUAAGGACGAUCAAGACAUGUUCAACUCAGACAAUAACUUUGAAAACACAAUUUCAAACCUCUUAAAAUCUUUCAUUUAA